Gambusia affinis (western mosquitofish) is the source of this 2003-nucleotide messenger RNA. RefSeq names its product EGF containing fibulin extracellular matrix protein 2a (gene efemp2a). The transcript has 11 exons. Gene Ontology annotation, molecular function: calcium ion binding. NCBI's taxonomy places the organism in Eukaryota, Metazoa, Chordata, Actinopteri, Cyprinodontiformes, Poeciliidae. The record is from RefSeq and is a predicted model, not a curated record. Bases 298 to 1602 code for a protein of 434 amino acids.
GCUCACUCUCUCAGGGUCACACAGGCAGCGGUGGAAGGGAUCGCCAGUGAAUGCCAGCUCUUCCAGGACGAUCGCAGCCAGCGGACGGACACACCGGUCAGCGGGAGGCGAAACGAGACCCAUUGGGGAAGAUUCACCCAUCUCAUCCACUCUGAGUCUGAACUUCACAGUCCAGCUGCCUCGCAGUCGUCGUCUUUUGUGUGUGCGUGUGUGUGUGUGUGUGUGCAUGCGUGCGUGGGUGUGUGUGAGUGUGUGUGCAUGUUUUCUGUUAGAUUGCCCAUCAGUUAGUGUAUUAGUAUGCAGGGUGUUUGUGUGUCAGUCUUGUGUGUGUGCAUAUGUGUGUCUGCACUCCUCCGCAGUGCGAUUUCACAGUCGCAUAUAAAAACUUACACCAACACGGAAUGCACAGAUGGGUAUAAGUGGGACCCCCUGACUGAGCAUUGCAAAGACAUAAACGAGUGCGAGACCAUUCCAGAUGCCUGCAAAGGAGAGAUGAAGUGCUUCAACCACUAUGGCGGCUACCUGUGCCUCCCCCGCUCUGCGUCGGUCAUCCCCGCUCCGGAGCCCUCCAUCACCCCCACCCCGGCCUUUAACCCUUGCCCUCCGGGCUACGAGCCGCAUGGAGACAGCUGCGUGGAUAUCGAUGAGUGUGAGCGAGACGAGCACGACUGCCAGCCCAGCCAGCAGUGCAUCAACACACUGGGCGCCUUCAACUGCCAGUGCCCCCGCGGCUACAGCAAGGUCAACACGGAGUGCAUUGACAUAGACGAGUGCAGGUUCAGGUACUGCCAGCAUCGCUGCGUCAACGUCCCCGGAUCCUUCUCCUGUCAGUGCGAGCCGGGCUUCCAGGUGGGAGGGAACAACCGAUCCUGCGUGGAUGUAAAUGAGUGCGAGAUGGGCGCCCCCUGCUCUCAGCGGUGUUUCAACACCUACGGAACCUUCAUGUGUCGCUGCGAUCAGGGAUACGAACUCGGGCCUGACGGGUUUACCUGUAACGACAUCGAUGAGUGCAGGUCCUCCAGCUACCACUGCCAGUUCCGCUGCGUCAACGAACCCGGGAAGUUCUCGUGUGUGUGCCCUGAGGGAUACCAGCUGGUGGGCACCAGGAUGUGCCAAGAUAUAAACGAAUGCGAAACAGGCGAGCAUCAGUGCAGCGACACGCAGACGUGCGUCAACAUCCACGGCCGCUACCAAUGUGUGGACGCCAACCGCUGCCAAGAGCCGUAUGUGCACAACUCGGACAACCUCUGCUUGUGCCCGAACAGCAAGCCUGCCUGCAAAGACUUGCCUUACAGCGUGGUCCACCGGUACAUGACCAUCACCUCGGAGCGCUCCGCCCCCUCAGACAUAUUCCUGAUCCAGACCACCAGCUUCCUGAGCGGCUCCUUCAACACCUUCCGCAUCCGGUCCGGAGACGACAACAGGGACUUUUACAUCAGGCAAACCAAUAACUACAGCGCCAUGCUGGUUCUGGCCCGGGCCGUGUCGGGCCCCAGAGAGUACACGUUGGACCUGGAGAUGCAGUCGAUUCACCCUGUGCUCAGCCAUCGCAGCAGCUCCGUCCUCAGACUUUCCAUCUUUGUUGGGCCGUACACCUUCUGAAGCCGGAGCCGGCCGGCCGGACGCAGACCCAAACGGAGCUGCAGAACAGAAGUGGUCGAUGCAGUUCAGCCAGUCACUGUGAUGUUCACCUUAUCUGCCUUCUUGUACUCAGUGGUCCACAGAAAAACGCCACUUUCCUGUCAUAAUGCAACAAAAACACCAUUUUACUGAUUUUAACUUCUGUUCUGUCCAGUAAAACAUCUGAUCGGGUCCAAAUGACUGGAUUUCUCAUCAGUUAUCAGUUUUAUCAACAUGUUAACGUUUUCAGUAACUGCCCUCACCAGACCUCCUCCUCCGCUGUUCAUUAUCUGUUUGUGCUACUUCUCUGUUGUUUCGGGGUUUGUCAUGUUGUACUUUAUAUUUUUAAAGAUUUGAACUCAAAUAAAACAAUACUCCUUAUA